CCCCAUCACAAUUCUCAAUUCAACCAACCCAACCAAACUGAACCAAAUCAUCACACACACAUACUAAGAAGCAACAAUUCUUCUACAAUGGAUCUCCUCCUUCUGGAAAAGACCCUCAUAGGUCUCUUCCUCGCUGCGGUGGUCGCCAUCGCCGUCUCCACCCUCCGCGGCCGGAAAUUCAAGCUCCCACCGGGCCCACUCCCCGUCCCAAUCUUCGGCAACUGGCUCCAAGUCGGCGACGACCUCAACCACCGCAACCUCACCGAUUUGGCCAAAAAAUUCGGUGACAUCUUCCUCCUCCGCAUGGGGCAGCGCAACCUCGUCGUGGUUUCUUCCCCUGAGCUCGCCAAAGAGGUUCUCCACACGCAGGGCGUGGAGUUCGGCUCCCGCACCCGCAACGUCGUCUUCGACAUCUUCACCGGAAAGGGCCAAGACAUGGUCUUCACCGUCUACGGCGAGCACUGGCGCAAAAUGCGCCGCAUCAUGACCGUCCCCUUCUUCACCAACAAGGUUGUGCAACAAUACCGCCAUGGAUGGGAAUCGGAGGCUGCCGCCGUCGUCGAGGACGUCAAGAAAAACCCCGACGCCGCCGUCUCCGGCACCGUCAUCCGCCGCCGCCUUCAGCUCAUGAUGUACAACAACAUGUACCGCAUAAUGUUCGACCGGAGGUUCGAGAGCGAGGAGGAUCCCAUCUUCCAGAGGCUAAGAGCCUUGAACGGAGAGAGGAGUCGCUUGGCGCAGAGCUUUGAGUAUAACUAUGGUGAUUUUAUUCCCAUCUUGAGACCCUUCUUGAAGGGUUACUUGAAGAUUUGCAAGGAGGUGAAGGAGACGAGGUUGAAGCUUUUCAAGGAUUACUUCGUUGACGAGAGGAAGAAGCUUGGAAGCACCAAGAGCACCAACAACAAUAAUGAACUUAAAUGCGCUAUUGACCACAUUUUGGAUGCCCAGAGAAAAGGCGAGAUCAACGAAGACAACGUCCUCUACAUUGUUGAAAACAUCAACGUUGCUGCAAUUGAAACAACUCUAUGGUCGAUUGAGUGGGGCAUUGCUGAGCUUGUGAACCACCCAGAGAUCCAGCAAAAGUUAAGGGAUGAGAUUGACAGAGUUCUUGGAGCAGGGCACCAAGUGACUGAGCCAGACAUCCAAAAGCUCCCAUACCUCCAAGCAGUGGUCAAGGAAACUCUUCGUCUUAGAAUGGCAAUCCCUCUCCUUGUACCACACAUGAACCUCCACGACGCAAAGCUUGGGGGCUAUGAUAUCCCAGCUGAGAGCAAGAUCUUGGUGAAUGCAUGGUGGCUGGCCAACAACCCUGCACACUGGAAGAAGCCAGAGGAGUUCCGGCCUGAGAGGUUCUUCGAGGAGGAGUCGCUUGUUGAAGCCAAUGGCAAUGACUUUAGGUACCUUCCCUUUGGUGUUGGCAGAAGAAGCUGCCCUGGAAUCAUUCUUGCAUUGCCAAUUCUUGGCAUCACUUUGGGACGUUUGGUCCAAAACUUUGAGCUCUUGCCUCCCCCUGGCCAGUCACAGAUUGACACUAGUGAGAAAGGAGGGCAAUUUAGCUUGCACAUACUCAAGCAUUCCACCAUUGUGGCAAAGCCAAGGUCAUUUUAGACUCCACCACAUGAUCAUGAUCAUAUGAUCAAUCCCCUUAAUUUUUUCUUUUUUCUUUUCCCUUUUCUUUACUCUGUAUUGUAUCAAUGCUUGAAAAUGGGGUUGUUCCAAAAAUGUCAUAUAUAUUUGGCCUGCUAAUGGGUAUUGUAAAUCUCUGAACUUGAAGUGAUGCACGGUUUUGAGAUGGUUUUCUAAUAAACCUACACUUUUGUCUCUAAAUACUCUGUUUCAUAUAGUAGAACUUUAUUGUUGUAGCA
Messenger RNA from Glycine soja, 1865 nucleotides. RefSeq names its product trans-cinnamate 4-monooxygenase. The transcript is spliced from 4 exons. Gene Ontology annotation, biological process: lignin metabolic process. Gene Ontology annotation, molecular function: iron ion binding; heme binding; trans-cinnamate 4-monooxygenase activity. Bases 88 to 1608 code for a protein of 506 amino acids. The record is from RefSeq and is a predicted model, not a curated record. Lineage: Eukaryota; Viridiplantae; Streptophyta; Magnoliopsida; Fabales; Fabaceae.